Messenger RNA from Silurus meridionalis, 1359 nucleotides. Its product is annotated as hyaluronidase-5-like. NCBI's taxonomy places the organism in Eukaryota, Metazoa, Chordata, Actinopteri, Siluriformes, Siluridae. The coding region runs from base 1 to 1359 and encodes 452 amino acids. Gene Ontology annotation, biological process: hyaluronan catabolic process; carbohydrate metabolic process. The record is from RefSeq and is a predicted model, not a curated record. The transcript is spliced from 3 exons. Gene Ontology annotation, molecular function: hyalurononglucosaminidase activity. Gene Ontology annotation, cellular component: acrosomal vesicle.
AUGAUUUAUCCCUGUGACAGAGGACAUCCAAUUUAUCUGCUGAUUUUAACCUUUUCUAUAAUCUGCUAUCAUGGCACUGCCUUGUCUAUUCCGCUCACAGCUACUCCAAUAUUUAAGGAUACACCUUUUGCGGUCAUAUGGAAUGCACCUACGCAUGUGUGCCAAAACCUCAAGAUUCCUUUGGCUCUUUCUGUCUUUCAAGCAGUGACCACACCAGCCAGUGAGCCUAAUCAGUUUCUUUUUCUGUUUUACUCCAAUCGGCUUGGACUGUACCCAUACACGGAUCCUAGUACAGGGAAGCAAGUUAAUGGUGGCAUUCCACAAAAAGGAAACCUGACAGCAAGCCUUGUGAAAGCUCAUAAAGAUAUCAUAGAGUAUGUUCUUGAGUUCACCCCAGGCUUAGCUGUGAUUGACUGGGAAGAAUGGCGUCCAAUCUGGGCCAGGAAUUGGAACUCCAAAGAUAUUUACAGGAAGCUUUCCAUUCAGUAUGCAAAGGAAAAGAAUCCACUUCUAUCCCCCAGUGAGGUUGAUGCUGUUGCUAAGCAGCAAUUUGAGAAUGCAGCUAGGGCUUACAUGGAGAAGACCAUGCAGCUGGGGAUCAACCUGCGUUCAAAUUAUCUAUGGGGCUUCUACCUAUUUCCAGAUUGCUACAAUUAUGAUUGGAGUACCUCAGGCUACACAGGUGACUGCCCAGCAAUUGAGAAAACCCGCAACAACGAACUCCUUUGGUUGUGGGCGUCCAGUACAGCUUUAUUUCCAUCAGCAUAUUUGCCAGUCAGUCUGAGAGAACAACCUAAGGCAGCUCUGUUCGUUCGGGGUCGUGUGAAGGAAGCUAUGAGGGUGUCUGCUCUUCCAAAUCCUCUGUACUCUAAACCAAUUUAUGUCUACUUACGUCCUGUCUUCACUAAUCAGAACAAUGUAUUUCUGAGUGAGGAAGAUCUAAUCCAUACUGUCGGUGAGAGCGCAGCUUUAGGUGCAUCAGGUGUGGUGCUCUGGGGUGCAAGUGCUGACUACAACAGCAAGUCUUCAUGUGAAGCACUAGCAGCUUAUCUGCCCUCUACACUCAACCCAUACGUGGUCAAUGUAACUGCAGCUGCAAAACUCUGCAGUCAGAUGCUGUGCCAAGGCAACGGACGCUGUGUUCGCCAGAACCCCGACUCAGCAGCCUACCUGCACCUGAACCCGAAUAACUUCAGUAUUCAGCAGCAUGUUGGAAAAUACGUGGCUGUUGGUGUGCCUUCUCAAAGUGAUCUUAAUGAUUUUGUAAACAGGUUUACCUGUCAGUGUUAUGCAGGCAAAGUGUGUUCUGCUAACACAUCCAUUUCAGAGCCCAAGACUCCAGUAGUUAUUCAAGUGUGA